Molecule: messenger RNA, 1887 nt
Organism: Dermacentor albipictus
Lineage: Eukaryota; Metazoa; Arthropoda; Arachnida; Ixodida; Ixodidae
Product: HEAT repeat-containing protein 5B-like
Biological process (GO): endocytosis; intracellular protein localization; retrograde transport, endosome to Golgi
Cellular component (GO): Golgi apparatus; membrane; endocytic vesicle
Source: RefSeq, a predicted model, not a curated record
AUGGUGCAGUCACAGUCACGCUGCGAGACAAUGCACACCAUGGAGAAGAUGGUGGCAGGGAUGGGCGUGGCAGCGAGUCCCGUGCACAAGGACAUCUUCAAGGCUGUGCGCCACUGCAUGACUGACCGGGUGCUGGCUGUGCGCUGCGCUGCUGUCAAGUGCUUGCUGGAGAUGGUGUGGCAUGCCCCCUUUCUCUACACAAGUGACUUGGAGACGGUGGCCUCCAUUUGUUUCCGGGCCUUCGAAGGCUCCAACUACGAAGUGCGCUGCACUGUAGCGCGGCUUCUUGGAACUGUGGUGGCCAUCACCCAACAGGCCUCUCAGGCACAGGUUGGAAAGAACAGACUGGCCAGCUUGGAUGAGGUGUUGGGCCUGCUUGCCUCUGGUUUCCUUCGUGGUGGCAUCGGUUUCCUCAAAGGCAGCGCAGGCGAGAUGAUCAAGGGUGGCUCAUCUGUCAGCCGUGGGAUACGAGUUGGCGUCACUCAUGCAUACGUGGUCCUGUUCCAGCGACUGGGUGGCCUGUGGUUGGAGCGCCAUCUGCCAGCCGUGCUGAGCCACCUGCUGGAGCUGGUGGGCCAUCCGCGGGCCGUGCAGACACACGUGGAUGCUGUCUACAGCCGCAAGUGCGUAUCGUUUGCACUUCGCUCGGUGCUGGGAAAGAUGCUCGGAGACAAGGCCCAGGCGGCGGCCUGCAAGGACCUCGUUCAAGUCAUUGUAAAGCACCUCAAUUCGGAUGCUGUGCUAGACAGCAACAGCGGCAAGGACGGCCAGCAGGAAGUGGCGCUGAGCCAGCACAUCCUGGUCUGCGCCCUGCAAGAACUUGGCUGCCUGGUCGAGACCCUGGGCACGACUGCUGUCUCAACGCUCUCCGACUCUUCUAUAGGCUUGGUGGAGACAGUGGUGUCGGUGCUCAUUCACACUAGCCCAGCCGCACGCUUGGCAGCGGCAUGGUGCCUCCGGUGCAUUGCGACUGCCGUGCCCGCUCAGCUGACACCACUGCUCGACCGCUGCCUCGACCAGCUGGAGUCGAUGAAGUCCUCACCAGACGCGAUCGCUGGCUACUCGGCGGCGCUUGCUGCUCUCCUUGGAGCAGCACGUCACACGCCGCUGGGUCUCCCCCACAACAAGGGAAAAAUGAUCUUCAACUUGGCUGAAGACCUGCUGCGAAGUGCCUCGCAGAACAGCCGGCUGUCUCUUCAACGAACGCAACCUGGCUGGCUCAUGAUGGGUGCCGUAAUGACAUUGGGCCCGCCUGUGGUGCGCAGUCUGCUGCCACGAAUGCUGCUUCUGUGGAAGAACAGCUUUCCCCGUUCCACCAAGGAGCUCGAGUCCGAGAAAGUGCGGGGGGAUGCGUUCACCUGGCAGGUGACCCUUGAAGGGCGUUCGGGGGCACUAAGUGCUAUGGCAAGCUUCCUGAGACAUUGUAAGGAGCUGGCUUCUGAUGACAUCGUGCGAAGAAUAUUGUCUCCUGUCGAGUCUGCAUUGCUCAUGCUAUCCGGGAUUGGCCCCACAAUCAAGUCAUAUGGCCAGCACUUGAAGGCCAGUGCUGCCAUGGUGCGACUGCGCCUCUACGAGACCAUGUCCUUGCUGCCAGCACAGUCAUAUGAAAGCAGCUACAACAACCUGCUGCGGCUGCUGGUGGCCGAGUUCACGUUGACAGAGAACCAGGCCAACACGACGACGUCACUGCUGCGCAGCCUGUGCCACUCAGACGACAGCGUCAUCUUGGGCUCCUGGCUCCAGGAGACUGACCACAAGGCCAUCGAGGACCAGAAUGUUUACUCUUCGACUUCACCCGCUAUACCCACCGAUGCAAGAGCCACCGCGGUCACUGCACCUCCCGUGCAUCUGCCGCAACCGCUGCUGCAGCCUCGCCAGCGCCUCUGA